Pararge aegeria (speckled wood butterfly) is the source of this 1506-nucleotide messenger RNA. It is a transcript of the gene UGT48C1, whose product is annotated as UDP-glucosyltransferase 2-like. The coding region runs from base 1 to 1506 and encodes 501 amino acids. NCBI's taxonomy places the organism in Eukaryota, Metazoa, Arthropoda, Insecta, Lepidoptera, Nymphalidae. The transcript is spliced from 8 exons. Gene Ontology annotation, molecular function: UDP-glycosyltransferase activity. The record is from RefSeq and is a predicted model, not a curated record.
AUGGGCGGCGGUCGGCACUCUAUGCUGAUCGCGCGCGAGCCCGUGGCCCCGGUAACGCAGUUAGGGAGUGCAUUGGGGGUCAAGUUGAGCGGCGAGCUAACCUCGUUACGCGACACAGAGAGGGCGGGGGCGGAGGGCUCGCUUCAAACAGUGACGUAUGUGUCUCCAUAUCCGAAAGACACGAGACCAAAUUUGAAGUACGUUGACGUUAGUUCAGUUUUGGACCAAAUCGAAGAUGAAAAAGAAUCAGAUUUACCAGAAGACAUAUAUUCUCCACGUUACCUAACACUUAUGGGCACGAGCUUCGCCCAACAAGUCCUCAGACAUUCAAGUAUGCGGGAGUUAAUGGUGAAUAGCUCUAUAGAAUUUGAUGCUGUGUUGGUUGAAUGGUUUUAUACAGGCUUAUUCGCUCCUUUGGCUGCGCUAUUCGAAUGUCCUUUGAUCUGGUAUGCUCCUACUGGCAUCUCUUCGCAAAGCCUGAGUCUUGUAGGCCAUACUCCUAAACUUGAUGAUCCUUCAAACUCGCUAGCGCACAGGAUUCAUCACAUGUGGUUCCAGAUCUACUUUUCUGUUUGGAAUUACCUUCACAUAAGUAAAAUAGAAAUACCAGCUUACGAGGACUAUUAUGGAAGUGCCUUUAAAACACGCUUCAGAUUUUUGCCUACUUAUGAGUUUGCGGCGGCCAAUGGUUCCUUACUACUCCUUAACUCUCAUCCGCUGCUUGGAGCAGUGGUACCUUUACCAGGCAAUGUUAAAUUUAUUGGAGGACAUCAUAUUGCUGAAGACGUGUCACCACUACCUAAGGAUCUAAAAAAGGUAUUAGACAGCUCAGCAGGUGGUGUAAUCUAUGUGAACAUGGAAUCAAACUUAAUAAGCAUGGACAUUCAGGAUCAAAUAACACGUGAGCUUAAAGAAGUAUUUAGUGAUCUGGAACAAACUGUGAUUUGGAAGUACGGUGACAUCUUGGUGAACUUGCCUCAUAACGUCUAUACUUUAAAGAAUCCUCCGCAACACAGCAUAUUAAGUCACGUCAACACCAUUGCUUUCAUCAACCACGGGGACAUGAAUUCAAUAUUAGAUGCAACACAUUUUGGGGUUCCUAUGAUAACGCUUCCAUUGCUGAAAGAUCAAGCAGAUAAUGUGAAUAUAGUGGUCAAAAGAGGUUGUGGUGUUAAAAUGAUCAACAAAGACUUAAUAUCGGAAGUUAAGAAGUCUGUCGAAGCAGUUUUGAACAAUAACAGUUACCAAAUCAAUGCCAAGCAGCUUAGUUCCAUAUUUCACCAUCGUUUGGCGCCACAACAAACGGAGUUUAUAUAUUUAGUUGAAGCAGUGAUCAGAACCAAUGGCGCCGCCCAUCUCCGCUCGUCUAUCCCCGAGACUCCUAUCAUAGAGAGAUAUAACGUGGACAUAAUGUCGUUGAUACUUAUGAUCUUCUGGUUUCUUACAAAGGUUGCCAAGGUUGUUAAAGUGCAUACUAGUCGUGAAGAUCAUGAGAAAGAAGAUUAG